ACCGAGGAGUACGUCAUAGGAAACAGCCAAAGUUUCGAGGUGACGGUUGCUAGCUCCAGUGAUCGAGGGCGGCAAUUGUCAAAUCAUAUGAGGUACAUAUAUCGACAGACACUCCUACCUUGGCCUACUUCUUUCCAUCUUCACUACCACACACAAAUCACACAAAAUGGCACCUUCAGCAACAACACACGCCCCCGACGGCAAGCAGAACGGUGAUCUCUACCGCGACUACAGCGACGACCGCAAUGCAGCCAGCGAGGACACCCUUUACACAACCACCAAUGGUGUCCCGAUGCCUCACCCCUAUGAGGUGCAGCGUGUUGGCGAGAAUGGACCUCUCCUUCUCCAGGACUUCCACUUGGUAGACCUCCUCUCCCACUUCGACCGCGAGCGUAUUCCCGAGCGUGUCGUUCACGCCAAGGGUGGUGGUGCCCACGGUUUCUACCAGACCACCGACCCUCUCGACGACCUCUGCAUGGCCGACAUCUUCCAGGCCGGCAAGAAGUGCCCCAUCACUGUCAGAUUCUCUACCGUUGGUGGUGAGUCUGGCUCGCACGACUGCGCCAGAGACCCUCGUGGUUUCUCGGUCAAGUUCCGUACCGACGAAGGUAACUGGGAUGUCGUUGCCAACAACACCCCCGUCUUCUUCUUGAGAGACCCCGCCAAGUUCCCUCUCUUCAUCCACACCCAGAAGCGUGAUCCCGCCACCCACUUGACCCACGCCGAUGACUCGACCAUGUUCUGGGACUACUUGUCUCAGAACCCCGAGUCUGUCCACCAGGUCAUGAUUCUCAUGGGUGACCGUGGUAUCCCUGAGAACUGGCGCAAGAUGCACGGUUACUACGGCCACACCACCAAGCUCGUCAACAAGAAGGGCGAGUGGGUUUACGCUCAGAUCCACUUCAAGUCGAAGCAGGGUACUGGCUUCAUCACUCAGGAGGACUCUAACAACUACUCCCCUGACGCUCACCAGAAGGAUCUCUACAACGCCAUUGAGAACGGCGAGUUCCCUGGUUGGGAUGUCAAGGUCCAGACCAUGACUCCCAAGGAGGCCGAGGACCUCUGGGAGAACCAGAAGAUCAACGUCUUCGAUUUGACCCACGUCUGGCCUCAGAGCCAGUUCCCCCUCCGCAAGGUCGGAGAGUUCUUCUUGAACGAGAACGUCAAGAACUACUUCGCCGAGAUUGAGCAGAUCGCUUUCAACCCCGCACACAAUCCUCCCGGUAUUGAGCCGUCGGCCGACCCUGUCCUCCAGUCUCGUCUUUUCUCAUACCCCGACACCCACCGUCACCGUAUCGGUGUCAACUACCAGCAGUUGCCUGUUAACUCCCCUCGCACACCUUACAGGCUUUCGAAUUUCAACCGUGAUGGUGGUAUGGCUUUCUACAACCAGGGAUCCCGCCCUGCUUACCUCUCUUCGAUUUCGCCUCCUCAGUUCCGUGAGCGUACCCUCGACCUCGACAGAACUCACGGACACUUCUCAGGCAAGGCCAUCACCUUCCUGUCGGAGAUCCGUCCUGAGGACUUCAACGCUCCCCGUGUCUUGUGGGAGAAGGUCUUCGACGACGGUGCUAAGGAGCGUUUCAUCAACAACGUCUCUGGCCACAUGAGCACCUGCCGCAAGGAGGAGAUUAUCAAGCGCCAGAUUACCAUCUUCCGCAUGGUUUCCGAGGACUUGGCCAGCCGUCUCGAGAAGGCUACUGGUGUCAAGGGCUACGCCGACAUCAGCACCCUUCAGUUCAAUGGCACACACAACAGCUUUGCCACUGACAAGAGCAAGAAGUAUGCCAAUGGACAGAUCCCUGUUCGCACAGACUCGAGCAUCGAGCCAAACAACGGCGCCCCUCGUGCCGGUACUCACGAUGAGUACUACAAGAAGUAAAAGGUGUUGGUAAUGUGUACAUAGCAAGUUUAUGAAUUUACGAAAGAUAUUUUCAACUUC
Messenger RNA from Aureobasidium pullulans EXF-150, 1942 nucleotides. Its product is annotated as CAT1 catalase. NCBI's taxonomy places the organism in Eukaryota, Fungi, Ascomycota, Dothideomycetes, Dothideales, Saccotheciaceae. Bases 167 to 1882 code for a protein of 571 amino acids. The record is from RefSeq and is a predicted model, not a curated record. Gene Ontology annotation, cellular component: mitochondrion; cytoplasm; peroxisome. Gene Ontology annotation, biological process: hydrogen peroxide catabolic process; response to hydrogen peroxide. The transcript has 2 exons. Gene Ontology annotation, molecular function: heme binding; catalase activity.